AUGUAUUUGCUAUGUAAAUGUAAAUUCACAAUACAUUUGAGGUAAGUUGAAUAACUAAUUUGAGCUGAAUCUCAUUGUUUAGAUCUCUGAAUGUGUGAAUGUCUUCAUUUUCAAUUUGAUGAUAUAUAUUAUACAUUUUCUCCAGCAAACAGUAAUUUAUUACCUUGUACUUUUUAUUGUAAUUUAUACAUUUUGUAUCUUUGUAAUAAAUCCUGAAUUUAGGAGAGGUAUGUAUGACCUGUCCUUUCUCUUCCUAAAAGCAGCGUUACAGCACAGAAGCGUGCGUGCAAUACUGCCACAUGUGCCACCCACCGCCUGGCUGACUUCCUGAACAGAUCAGGAGGAAUGGGCAACAGCAACUUCGUCCCAACCAACGUGGGCGCCAAGGCGUUCGGACGACGAAGGAGAGACAGCCCCAUGACAGCACCUAUGUGAAUGUGUCAACAGGCCUCAGGGAUAUGGUAUGACAACAUUCUACACUUCUCUCUCUUCCCACUGCUGUGCCUCUGACUGUCAACCUCUGUCUGUCUCUACUGUAUCUCUAAUGCUCUUUCCCCAGCCUCUGUCUUUCCACAUCGAUUCUACUUCAGUACUCUUCAGAUAGUCUCUUUGUAACGUUGCCGGCCUUCAAAUUUGGUCUGUGUCUUAUGGAUGAACAAGUUGGGAGUAAGAGUUCAGUAGAAAGGAGGAUAACCAGUCAUUUCCUUCCAUUCUCUCUCCCUGCAGAGUAUUAGCACUCCAGUGAGACAACAAUACAUCAUGUCCUGAACCAACUACAGACAACUGAAAAUGACAACUCUUCACUGUUAAAAAAAAAACAGCCUUCAAACUACAGGACUAAUUUCCUGCAUACCUCUUGCAUACUCUGUGUUAACCGAUAUUCAUUUCUGCUCUAUGACCAUGAGGAGAUAAAACAACCUAGAAAACAUUACAACAAAAAAUAAAGAACAAACUUCGGUUAUGUCUAUUUUCACCAGAUCAUUACUCUAUACAAGCCAGUUGGAAGUGAGAAUGGCCUUAUUGGUUCUUUCCCGUUUUGGCUUAGAGCACAUGUACAGUUUGACCCUGAGUCCCCACCCCUCCUCUCUCCUGUGUCAGCAGCACACCGCAGGGGGGCAGAGACUACAUUCAAGCUCUGCCCCCACAAGCUUCCCUGACCAUGGCUGUGUCUUGUGCCUUGAUGUAGACCACUUCUUUACAUGUCAUUAAUUGUACAGUAU
This is a messenger RNA of Coregonus sp. 'balchen', 1220 nucleotides long. The record is from the annotation of a GenBank genome assembly. NCBI's taxonomy places the organism in Eukaryota, Metazoa, Chordata, Actinopteri, Salmoniformes, Salmonidae.